AGUCCCCGGGCAGCCACGGCGCGCGCGCGACCCGCCGAAGGGACAUGAAAAGUGGGGGCGUAUAUAAGCGGCGCGCCAGUCGGUAGUAUGAGCGUGCCGAGCGUGCUGGUGUGCUGCUCCAGUGUCCGCCAGGCCAGCCGCCCGUGAGCACCGCGUGCGCCGCCCAGCAGCCCUCCGCCGCCCCACGGACUCUCGCUCGCAAGAAUGACUUCGUCUUGCUCCGCCAUGCUGGACCCGACUGGACUUUACUAAGGGCCGCUGGCCCUGAUGACCGCACUUAGUCGGUCACCAUGCAGACGCCAUGAGGCUGCUGCCGCGGCUGCUACUGCUGCCGCCGCCGCUGCUGCUGCUGCUGCUGUGCAGGCCAGCGGCGGCGGCGGCCGGCGGCUCGACCCAGCUGCCCAGGUUCGGGCGUUCACCGCGGCAAGUACAGCUGACGGCAGGCGCCCAGGCCAGAGGAGAGCUGGUGCUGUGGAUGCCUCUCACCAUCAUCCUGUCAUCACUCGGCUACCCUUCGCACGACACCGCCGCCGACCGAGAGCAGAGACAGCAGAGCCGCGAGCAGCGCGCCGGCGCCGGCCAGGCGCCGCCGGUCGGCCGGCCACCCUAUGACUCGACGGCCGUCGAGUACCGGGCGUCGGCCGUCGGACCGCUGCUCUCUCGCCUCGACGCCUACUUCCACUUUCUGCGCGUGCCGGACGCCCGCUGCCGCCGCCGCGUCGUCUGCCAGCUUGCCCGGCAUCCGGCCGCCUUCGAGCCUGUCAGCAGCCUCGUACUGAGAGCUCUCAGGAAAAGUGACAGCUACCAGCGCCGGUCUGCCGGGCGCCCGGGCGAGCGGCGCUUCUCCCAGUACUACGAGGCGGCGGCGCGCGGGGCGGCGGGCGCCGACUGCCAGCGCGCCUACGCCGGCUGCGCCGCCGCCGCCGAGCGCCUCAUCAACAUGCCGGUGCUACGCCUGUGGCAGCUGCUGUCGGAGCUGGUGUCGAUGCGCGUGACCGACGACUAGCCGGGCCGCCGGCGCCGUGUGUUCGUGCUAAUGUUACCAGAGUCUUGUCGCGCCCGCCUGUCGGCCUCCAGGCGACGCACCUAGAAUCCCGUGCUAUUCAGAUACGACGUUUUGUAGAUACGAGCCGCCCGCCGCCGCCGGCGUGUCUCGGUGUACGGCCCGCGAGCGCGCCUCGACACGCACUCGUGCACAUGCCGAAGGGAGCAGCCACACGGCCUACUCCAACAUUGUGAUAUUUGUGCUUUGGGGAAAGUCGUGUGCAUUGAUAUUUGCCUUGUUACCAGCAUGACCGUGAUGGGAGGUCUGGGUGCGGGAAGCAUGGAGUGACGUAACCGGUCCGAUCAUGCGUGGCGGAAACAAAGCGCAAAUUCGCACCGCAUCCCCUGUCCCGGCGGCGCCCGCGGAGUUUCAUUCCUACCACCUACGUGUACAAUACGAGUGUUUGGUUCAUUGUUGCCUAUUCAGAAUGCUACGUGGCGAUGUGAUUGAUUUUGUACGAAACCUUCGUAAUAAAAAUGACAAAAUACUC
Messenger RNA from Pollicipes pollicipes, 1535 nucleotides. RefSeq lists its product as uncharacterized. NCBI's taxonomy places the organism in Eukaryota, Metazoa, Arthropoda, Thecostraca, Pollicipedomorpha, Pollicipedidae. The record is from RefSeq and is a predicted model, not a curated record. The transcript is spliced from 4 exons. Bases 302 to 1006 code for a protein of 234 amino acids.